Messenger RNA from Cryptococcus wingfieldii CBS 7118, 2163 nucleotides. RefSeq lists its product as hypothetical. The coding region runs from base 1 to 2163 and encodes 720 amino acids. NCBI's taxonomy places the organism in Eukaryota, Fungi, Basidiomycota, Tremellomycetes, Tremellales, Cryptococcaceae. The transcript is spliced from 3 exons. Gene Ontology annotation, cellular component: RNA polymerase II transcription regulator complex. Gene Ontology annotation, molecular function: DNA-binding transcription activator activity, RNA polymerase II-specific; transcription cis-regulatory region binding. The record is from RefSeq and is a predicted model, not a curated record.
AUGCACAGCUACUACUUUGACCCCAUGGCCGACACCGAUAUGGCCAUCCCCCAGGGUGCCCCAGUCGACAACUUUGAAGAGCUCUUCAAUUUUGACGAGUUUGAGUCUGCCGGCGAGUCUUCUACCCACGGCAACUCUCCCUCGACUGCUUCUCCCAAUGCCACCCCCUCUCCCAUCUUUGGCCACGAGCCGCAGCUCCGCAAUGACGGUGGCAACAGCUAUGGGUUUGACCAAGACCUCCUCGAUCCCGCUCUCGAUCCCGACUACCCUGUCGGCCUUUCACUAGGCGAGACCAAAGUCCAGCCACCGGCGGCGGCGCUCGACCUGGGUCUCGAUCAGGUCAAGCAAGAACCCCUCGACUUCUCCAUUCUUGAUAACGGACCAUCUCCCUCUACGUCAGCCCCGCUUGCGCCUCUUACCACGCCCAUGGCUUUCCCCGGCUUUCCUGCCGACCAGCAAGCUGCGCUUCAGCAGUUGAUGGAGGGCAUGAUUGCGUACCAGAAGAGAUUCCCUGGUGCGGCGGGCGGGUCGAGCGAGACAUUGACGGUGGAGCCGUCGAUGCUCAAUGCGCCAUCACCCGCAUCCGACAGUCAGCUUGCGAGCCAGCCGGCUCAGCAGGUUGCAGUCGCUGGCUCAAGUUCUGCGCCUGCUACAGUGCAAACGUCUCCUGCGCCUACCUCUGCGUCGAGUUCCGCCCCGCUUCCCACCACUCAGAACCCUCCCCACUCCCCGCUUCGCUCCCUCUCACCUAUCCCCGAAUCUCGCAACGCCCGCGCAACGUCCACACAAUCCGCUUCCACCUCUUACGAAUCGCUCUCUAUCGAUUCGCGUAUUGACGCCCUCCCUCCUCUUUCUGCCAUCUUCUCCGCAGGAAAAGGCAAGGGCGGUAAGAAGGGCGGUGGUCUGUCGAGUGUCGUGAGAGAAGAUGGGGAGGAUAUGGAUGAUGAUGACAGCUGGAGGCCGAGUCCGGAAGAGUACAAAAAGUUGUCGAGUAAGGAGAAGAGGCAGUUACGGAACAAGCUUAGUGCGAGGGCGUUUAGGACGAGGAGGAAGGAUUACAUUGGGACGUUGGAGGGGCAUAUCAAGGAUAGGGAUAUGGUGAUUGAUGAUAUCAGGGGCGAGUUGACGACUGCCAAGAAUGAGAACCAGGACCUCAGGCGUGAAUUGGAAGCUCUCAAGGCCAGCACUAUGGCCAUCCUCCACCCCGAGACUGCCACCCCAGCUCCUGCUCCUCCACCUCUUGUUCGCCGCCCCACUUCCAACCAGAUCAACACUUACAACCCCCGCAAAGAUCUACCUCCGUCCCUCAAGAAGGGCGGGUGGAACAACGACAAUAUGUUUGGCGGCGGCCCUACGGUCUGCCAUACCAUGUUUACCCCCGACUUGGUCUUGCCGCCAGCCGAGACGAGCACCAAUGUCAACAACCCGAAGAAGCUGAGGUCGUUUGCGGACAUCCCGAGGACAAACAUGAACCCUCUCCUCAACUCGCCUCCUUCCUCUCCAAAGUUGCGCCCUCUCCCCGCGCACCAGACCCAAACGCCCUUCCCUCAACCUCUCUCCCACCCCGCUCCAUCUCUUCCCUCAUCCACAUCCACCUCGCUCCCCUUCCCUGACUGGGCCGACCAAACCCCAUACAACGCCCGCGUCACCGACCUCUACCGCAUGCAGCUCUGGAGCCGCCUCACCCGCGAAGCUGCUAUGGACAAGCAAGGUCUCGACAAGGGUCUCCGACCCAAAUUCUGGGUCGAAGGGCCCAAGAAGGAGGUAAAGAAGGAAGAUGUGGAAAAGGUUGCUAUGGCGGCGCAGAACCAUAUCACGUCGAAACUUGCUACCAGCUUUUGGUCGGCCUUUUCUUCUGGGCCGUCGGGAGGGUUAGAUAGCGACAAGUUGUCGGCCGUGGUGACUGGUGAAGCUAGACUCAGCGUCAUCCCCAUCGCCUCUGAAUCUCCCUCUUCAUCCUCGCCGUUGUCUCCCAAAUCAGCACUCUCAUCGCUUUCGUCAGAAGAUGAUAAUCUGGCGAGUUUGAUGGGCGGGUUGAAGAUGCAGUCUGGGCCCGGUUUGGCUGGGGCGGGCGCAGGUGCAGCGGGCGCGAGGGGCGAUCCGUUAGGGACUCUUUGUGGCUUUUUGAGCCUGAGGGGAGGGUGUUGCCCUACACGGGUCUAA